CCGUCCACGACUUUCACGGACAGUCGUACAUCCCGGUCAACCCCACCAGUCUGCGGAUCGGACACCUCAGAAGACGAGCUGGCUGGUGAUGAGGUGAUCGUCAAGCUGCUAAGACCUGAGCCAGCGCAGCAGACCUCCUCAACGGACUGCCAACGAGACUCUGGACAGCGCCGCGUGACGCGCCCCGUUGAGUUUUCUUCAGAGCGCAUGCGCCAUGAUGGCAAGUCGGGAUGGCGUAUACGCCACAAAGGGCAAGCAAUGUUUGUACCGGAUUCCCAGUGGGUAUCUUGUGAGAGAAAUUGGAAGGAUGCUCUCUAUUGUGCCUCGCUCAACGUGUUCAUCUAUUCGCCUACGAGCAGAGACCGCCGC
Exophiala aquamarina CBS 119918 is the source of this 369-nucleotide messenger RNA. RefSeq lists its product as uncharacterized. The annotation marks the transcript as partial. The record is from RefSeq and is a predicted model, not a curated record. The transcript has 2 exons. Lineage: Eukaryota; Fungi; Ascomycota; Eurotiomycetes; Chaetothyriales; Herpotrichiellaceae.